AAUCUUCUCGCCUACAGUACAGCGAGAACAGGCAUACUUAGGACAUAUUUCAUAAAAUCCUUAAAUAGCUAUUCACUGAUUGUCGCAGCCAGUGACCGUUGGUUAAAUUCUUGAAAUUAUAGACUGCACUCAGUCCCAGAGGCGGAAUAAUGAGCAGCUCAAUCGAAGAAGACGUUGGCAUAUCAUGCUACAUAACAUCGACACCGCCCCUGAGUGCAAUCCUUAAGCAAAGGUACAGUGACUUCCUCGUGAACGAAAUCGACUGCAAUGGUAAUGUCGUCCAGCUCAACUCGACAGCAGUCAGCACCUCGGAGAGGGCGCCAAGCCCUGCCGCUCCAGCACCAGCCUGCAGUGAGACAGGGAACAUUGAGCCCAACACAGCUCCUGAAGCAGCUGUUGUACCCCCAGAGGCACCUCCACACGCUUCAGCAGACAUCGCUGCACUUCUUGGAUAUGCACAGCUCCUGUCAGGGCUGGACAAGCUGCUGCCGUCCGAAGGCGUCGCAGCAGUGCAGCAGUUUCUCACAGCAGUAGAGGCCUAUGAGCGGUCAUGGGCGGAGGCUGAUGCUCCAAGCGAUGCUGAUGCUCCUGUAGAGAAGCCCAGCAGCGCAGAGAGAGUGAAGCCGCCGCUGCCCAUCACUUUUGCAGUCAGCAGCAACAAGGACGAGCGCACAGCAGUACACCACUUUUUCAAGCAGCCUGGGCUGCCAAAAUGCUCCACAGAGACCAUGCCUGCCGGCGAGGAUGGAGAGAACUGCAUGCGGCUCUGCUAUCAUGCACAGAGAAGGAAGCGGAAACGGGAGGCGGCCAACGGCGUCGGCGGCGCCAAGGCUGCAAAAUCAGGAGGGAACAACGAACAAGUGUUUCUGCCUGGAGGCCCCAAGUACUGCCGUUUCGCAUUGUGCAAGGAGAACAUGGACAGCGGCCAUGCACUGUCGUUGCUGGCUCGCGCAGUGCACUGCUCACCCUCCUGCUUCGGCGUAGCCGGUACCAAGGACAAGCGUGCAGUCACCGUGCAGCAAGUUACCGCUUUCAAGGUGGCGCCGUCGAGGCUGGCGAGUUCAAAUGGGCGGCUACGGGGAAUGCGCGUCGGAGACUUCGAACUCGUGGAUGAACCCCUGCACCUCGGGGAUGCGAAGGGCAACCGCUUCGAGGUGACUUUGAGGGACGUGGGCGCGGGCAGCCUUCACGAUGUGGUUGCGGCGGUGGAAGCGGUGCGGGAAGACGGGUUCAUCAAUUACUUCGGCCUCCAACGCUUUGGCAGCACCGGCGGCCGCACGCACAGGAUUGGAGCCCUGCUGCUGAAGGGCGAGUGGAAGGCUGCGGUGGACAUGAUACUGGGGCGGAUAGAGGGUGAGCGCUCAGAUAAUGACGAAGCGCGGCGGCUGUACCUGGAAGAGGGUGAUGUCAGCGGCGCACUCAAGCUGAUGCAGCGCCACCUCACCGCUGAGCGCGCGCUGCUCGAGGGGCUGAGGAAGCAGAAGGGCGCCAACUUCUGCCAGGCGCUGCAGCAGAUCCCCCGCAACACGCGCACCAUGUACGUGCAUGCCUACCAAAGCAGACUUUGGAACGAAGCCGCCAGCCACCGAGUGCGCACGUUCGGCGCCAAAGAGGCCGUUGCAGGGGAUUUGGUUCUGCCGCGGGACGCUGCCGAGGCUGCCCCAGAGGAGGAAGCCGAGGCUGCUGACGAGCAGCUGGCGCAGCAGCCGGAGCGGGGGCGGCUGCCGGCAGAGGCGCAUGUUGUGACCGAGGAGGAAGCUGCCUCUGCGCGCUACAGCAUUGACGAUGUUGUGCUACCCCUCCCUGGGUGCAGGGUGCAGUACCCACGCCAUGCCACCGCUCAGGUCUAUAGGGACCUUGCAGCAAAGGACGGCAUUCCGCUCGACAGCGCGCCACACGGGGUGCGGGAUUUUUCGAUGACGGCGCUUCCCGGCGGCUACCGGCGGCUGCUGCACCGGCCGCGCGACCUAAACUGGCGCCUCCUUCGGUACAGCGAUCCCGACGCGCCCCUCGCUUUAUCAACUCUAGACCGUCUCACCGGCGUCGCUCCCCCGGCCGUCAAUGCAAUAGAAUCAGGUGAGGAGGUUGGCGCAGGGGAGAAGAUUGCACUGCAGCUGGCAUUCAGUCUUCCCAGCUCCACAUAUGCAACCAUGCUUGUGCGUGAACUGACCAAGACUUCCACAGCGACUGCAUUUCACAAGUCGCUCUCGCAGCUUGCAAAGUGA
This is a messenger RNA of Coccomyxa subellipsoidea C-169, 2225 nucleotides long. RefSeq names its product tRNA pseudouridine synthase D. NCBI's taxonomy places the organism in Eukaryota, Viridiplantae, Chlorophyta, Trebouxiophyceae, Coccomyxaceae. Gene Ontology annotation, cellular component: nucleus. Gene Ontology annotation, molecular function: pseudouridine synthase activity; RNA binding. Bases 150 to 2225 code for a protein of 691 amino acids. Gene Ontology annotation, biological process: pseudouridine synthesis. The transcript is spliced from 11 exons. The record is from RefSeq and is a predicted model, not a curated record.